AUGGCGCCUCAUUGCCACCCGCCAAUAGCAGAAAAACACAAAGCGACAGCGAGCAACUUGAUGGCGACCACUUCAACACAGUCAAUUUCGACGCUGUCAGCAAUCGACAUCGACACUCAUCAUCAACUCUCGACACUUAUCAUCAUCAACACCGUGUCCAUCAACACACAAACCACAGCCUAUAAUGCACAUAAUGAACAAAGCUCGCGUGUCCUGUAUAUGCAAACAUUCCUUCGGUACAUAUCGCUCUCCUUUCUCCUGGCCUUUCCUUCUGCUUCGCCUUCAUUGCUUUACGUUGCCUCUGGGCUGCCUUCAUCGCAUUCGGGUUGCCUCUGGCAUUUUGUUCACUCUGGCGGCUUUAGAGCCGUCUCUGUUGACCUUCGGGUCGUCAAUGUCGACCCCAGGGCCGUCGUUGUCGGCCUCGCUUCAUUGCCCGUCAUGGAGACUAGACUCCAUGCGUGCCCCACUCAUCUAUUGCUGCUACCUUAUCAAGUAUUUAUAACGAUCUCCUACACCGAGGUUCGUGUCGUGCGCUUCAGCCGUGCGCUCCCCUCUUCCACCUUCUCUACGAGCUAG
Schizophyllum commune H4-8 is the source of this 576-nucleotide messenger RNA. RefSeq lists its product as uncharacterized. The record is from RefSeq and is a predicted model, not a curated record. Bases 1 to 576 code for a protein of 191 amino acids. The transcript has a single exon. NCBI's taxonomy places the organism in Eukaryota, Fungi, Basidiomycota, Agaricomycetes, Agaricales, Schizophyllaceae.